Cataglyphis hispanica is the source of this 1199-nucleotide messenger RNA. It is a transcript of the gene Prx5, whose product is annotated as peroxiredoxin-5, mitochondrial. Gene Ontology annotation, molecular function: thioredoxin peroxidase activity. The record is from RefSeq and is a predicted model, not a curated record. NCBI's taxonomy places the organism in Eukaryota, Metazoa, Arthropoda, Insecta, Hymenoptera, Formicidae. Gene Ontology annotation, cellular component: mitochondrion; cytoplasm; peroxisome. Gene Ontology annotation, biological process: cell redox homeostasis; hydrogen peroxide catabolic process; cellular response to oxidative stress. The transcript is spliced from 4 exons. The coding region runs from base 160 to 723 and encodes 187 amino acids.
GAUCGCCUGAAAAUCUAUAGUUCACGUAACAUAUAUUAUAGAUUUUCAAGUGACUAUGCACUCUAUGCGUGAAAAGGGACGCAACCAUAGAAAAGAUCUAUGGCAAUAAACGUGUCAUGAAUUUGCACUUAACAUAUUAGAAACUAGCUCUGUGCAUACAUGAAUCAGCUAAUAAAUCGCGUUGUGUCAGUUAAUGGACAGCGAUUGACAUUCAAUUGUUUUGCACGAAGGUUUCAUAUAUCAUCGCAAAAAAUGGUUAUUGCUGUUGGAGAUAAAUUACCCAAUGUGGAUCUCUUUGAAAAUACACCAACAGACAAGGUGAAUCUAGCGCAAAUUGCAUCUGGGAAGAAAAUCAUUAUAUUUGGUGUACCAGGUGCAUUCACACCUGGCUGUUCAAAAACCCAUCUUCCUGGUUACAUUUCAAAAGCUGAUGAAUUAAAAUCUAAAGGAAUUUCAGAAAUCUUUUGUAUUAGUGUUAAUGAUCCGUUUGUUAUGGCAGCUUGGGGAAAAGAACAUAAUGCAACAGGAAAGGUACGAAUGUUAGCUGAUCCUAAAGGAGAUUUUACAAAUGCUGCAGAUCUUAUUGUAGAUCUGCAAAUUUUAGGAGGUAAACGCAGCAAACGUUACUCUAUGGUUGUUGAGAAUGGAACUAUAAAAGAACUCAAUAUUGAACCAGAUAAUACUGGUUUGUCCUGCUCCCUGGCAGAUCGCAUAAAAGUUUAAAACAUGUUAUCUUAAUAUUUUUUUCUUCCAAUUAUUUUCACUUUUCAUUCAUUAAUAUUUAUAUUAUUAAUAUUAUAUCUGAUCAACUGUAUCUUUAUUAUGAAAAAACUAUUGUGUGAUAUUGUUAUUUUUAUUUUAAAUUCUAGAAUACAUUUCUACGAUUGUUUUAUGUAAUACAAAUUAAAACAUGAGAUACUAAGAAUUACUUCAAAAAAAUUUUACAAAAAUAGUUAAGUUUAUGUUUUCAUAACAUACAAAAAUAUUUUUUUAAUUAAAAAGCUCUUAUUUUCAGAUUGUCAUGAUUGAAAUAUGACAUCAAAAGUAUAAAAUAAUUAAAUUUUUUUCUUGCAAAAUAUGUUAAAAUAUUUCUUGCAUUCAAUAAUAUUAGAUGGCGUAAAAUGGUAAAAUAUAUACACAUACUUAUAAUAUCUUGUAUUAGUAAAUAAAAAAAAAAAAUGUAUAUCUUAGCUAUGUUU